This is a messenger RNA of Rhinopithecus roxellana (golden snub-nosed monkey), 575 nucleotides long. It is a transcript of the gene HIGD1B, whose product is annotated as HIG1 hypoxia inducible domain family member 1B. Lineage: Eukaryota; Metazoa; Chordata; Mammalia; Primates; Cercopithecidae. Gene Ontology annotation, cellular component: mitochondrion. The record is from RefSeq and is a predicted model, not a curated record. Gene Ontology annotation, biological process: mitochondrial respirasome assembly. The transcript is spliced from 4 exons. Bases 192 to 491 code for a protein of 99 amino acids.
AUAGUGGCAGCUCCAUCUCAGCUUUUGGCCGGUUCAAAACAGCAGAUGCUGAGCCGUGGCCUGGCUGCUCGCGCUCCUCGUUCUAACCAUCUCCUAGGACUGAGGAAUCAGAGUUCUGAUUGUGGAGUGCCUCUCUCUAGGACUGGGCUGCAGCCUAGGAGUCCCAGCUGCUUACAUCCAGGUCCAGGAUUAUGUCUGCUAACAGACGCUGGUGGGUACCACCUGACGACGAAGACAGUGUGUCUGAGAAGCUCCUGAGGAAGACUCGGGAAUCUCCGCUGAUGCCUAUAGGCUUAGGAGGCUGCUUGGUGGUAGCAGCAUACAGGAUUUACCGGCUGAGGUCUCGUGGUUCCACCAAGAUGUCAAUACACCUGAUUCACACCCGAGUGGCAGCGCAGGCCUGUGCAGUGGGUGCAAUCAUGCUAGGUGCUGUGUACACAAUGUACAGUGAUUACAUGAAGAGGAUGGCACAGGAUGCUGGAGAGAAGUAGGACUCCUAUAGGAGCCGGGGCCGUCUGACUCCCCUAAAUUAAUCCCUAGUACAUUCCUAAUAAAGUAGCUUUGAGGAAAAUCAA